GAGAGAGAGGACCUUCGGACUGGCUGAGCUCUCUGGGAUGUUGUUGCUGCUGUUGUCGGUGAUGUGAAGCGACAUUAAGGAGCUGAUGAAGGGACUCCUGCCUGCGUGUGGACACGUUUCUACAUUUUUGCAGUUACAUUUAUAGCAGCGCUGUGUGGUGGAGACCAGCUGAAGUUGGCUUCCUGCCCGUUGAGAUGUGCCAAUAGGAAACACUGUGAGCUGGGGUUCAUGCUGAUGAAAUUGAUCUGCUCAGUGAGCUCCAACCAGAGCCAUGGGGAGUACCCAGACUGCCGGAGUGAGAGGGAGUCGGGAGGGGAGGCGUCUCUCCUGGUGUCUCCGCUGGUGGUGGCGGGGAUCGUUAUAGGUCUUGUUCUCUUCCUCUCCUGCAUCACCAUCAUCGUCGGCAGCCUGCGCAAAGACAGUCGACUCCGAAACCCACAACUCCGAGCAAGUUACGGUCUGGACGGUUUUUCUUAUGGUGGUUCAGUAGGAGAACUGAGGUCUACCUGCUUAGAAGACUUUCCUCCUGGUUUAGACUUUGAUUCAUUCAGAGAGACUCUGUCACAGGUCAACAGUCUGUACCCCGACUCCCCACCACGUUACGAUGAGUGUGUUGGUCCGGGUUCAACUCAGAUCUACAUACCUACAGAUGACCCGCCUCCUUACUCCCUACUGGACCCCUGUCAGAGAGGGGUGGAGCAGGAGGAGCAGCCUAACUACACCAGUCUGGAUCCCUCUCCAUACUGUGGAGAGACCUCAGCCAGCGCUGCCUGGUUCUCCCCCUCCCACUAUCCACUGGGACUGCAGGAGCAGGAGCACCAACAAAUCUCAUCCAUCUCCUUCCCGCUGGAGGCGGCGCCGCCUUACGAGUCAGUGUUGGCCGAACAGGGACAGCCCCUCCCUCUCAUGCCAUGUGACCUUUAUAAACACCAAUCGGAGAGGGGGGAUGAUGGCAACUCCCAGCAACCGGGCGCAAACCACAUUUUGCAAGACAAUUAAUUUGUUUCUUUCACCUGCGCUGCUGGGCAUCCCCAGCUGAAUUGAACAAACACUUGUGACGUGUGGCACAAAAUAGCUGUUAGGAGCAGCCGUGACACCAAACGAUGGACACUAAAUGAGACGUACACCUCCUACACAGAGUCGUUAACACCUAAUAAGGCUGGAGAUUUGAUGAUGUCAGCUUCUCAGUGGACUGGAAUGCAGCCAAGACUCCAGUUUUCAUCAACUUAACUGCAGUUUGCUUACAGACAAACAACAACAAAAAAACAAACUCACUAAUUAUGUUGUACUGUAAAGUUUCUGGAAUGAGGGUUUGCUCCCAUGGACUUUCCUCCAUCUAACACCAUUGUCUAGUUCAGGUUCUGGCUGUUAAUCUCUCUUUCUGAAUGACAACAGAUCCAGGAGUCAUGUCACGUGUCAUGUUUGAAGUUUAGGUGGACUUAUGGCCACAAAAUGUGGACAUCUAUUCAUCCAAUCGUAGAUAAUGGCAGUGUGUGGAGAGGAAAGAGUGCCAACAGUGUCAAUGUGGUAUUUAGUAGUGUAGUUUGAGGUAAACACAAGCACACAGAGUACCCCCACCCACCACCGCCACCACAUUUCUUUCAGUAUAAUCCUCACCUAUGAGUCUAUUUUAAUGUCAUCCCGCACUAGCAGGACACCACUGCUGUCCUCCAUUCUUUGUAUCGUGUGCCGUACUGUAGCUUCCAGUGUGGUGGUUUUAUCCUAGUGCUUAGAAUGAUGACUUUGUGAUAAAAUGGUUGUGAACGUAAACUAAUUAGGAAACUACCUGGACGGGAAGAGUGAAUUAUCAACACUCCCCUCGGUUAUGUCUGUUACGCCCUUUGAUGGAUGGUUAUGGAGGUAAUUGUUAAAUAUUCACAGCGUACAUCUGUCAUCGCCAGAGAGGAGCCGGUUUCAACUUGUCCACUGUUGUACAAAUUGUCAUAACUCUUUCUAUCAAGGGCUCUGGUUUUAAUAUCAGUUGUGUAAGUGGACCCCAGCAGCAACAUGUAGCUCGGAGCCGUCCUCCCCGAUGAGGCUGGCUUGAUGCAACAAAGAAGUGACACAUUAAACUGUAGAUCUUAACACACUGGAGGAGUGGAUGCUUCUGCCUUUGUCUUUUUCUCUGUUGUGCUUUCACGAAAGAAUUAACUUGAGGCAUCGUGUUGU
Scatophagus argus is the source of this 2169-nucleotide messenger RNA. It is a transcript of the gene bean1, whose product is annotated as brain expressed, associated with NEDD4, 1. The transcript is spliced from 5 exons. The record is from RefSeq and is a predicted model, not a curated record. NCBI's taxonomy places the organism in Eukaryota, Metazoa, Chordata, Actinopteri, Scatophagidae. Bases 229 to 999 code for a protein of 256 amino acids.